CGAGUAGUUAGUACUAGUAGUGUAUUUAAGCUGACUCCACUUCUAUAGCCCUAAACAUAUAUUUACUAGCAUGACUUUAAUUUUUCCUUUGAUUUUUUUUGUCUUUUUGGCUGAGCUUUUGACUUUUGAGAAAGGCAUCCCUAGAUUUUGGUAUCUGAUUCAUUAAUUCAUUCAUUUUGGAAGUGAAAAAAUCUCAAAACAUUUUUCCAAUUGGUUCCGUUCCAUAUCUCCUCCUCUUGGUCCUCGGCGGUGGGUGGUUUUCAGUUGCUGUUGAAAGGAAGGAGAAGGGGGAGGAAGGACGGAGCAGAUGCUGCCGAGAUUGAUCCAGCCAAGGGAAGGCGUAAUAAUCCAGGAAGAGCAUAUCAAUAACAGUAGCAGCAAUAGGACUACUGCUGGAGUAGGGAUUGGGGCAAUUGGGGUUGGGGUAGGAGACCCCUGUCUCGUCUUAACUUCCGAUCCCAAGCCUCGCCUUCGAUGGACAGCUGACCUUCACGAUCGCUUUGUUGAUGCCGUUGCUCAACUUGGCGGCCCAACCAAAGCUACUCCAAAGGCUAUAAUGAGGACAAUGGGUGUAAAGGGACUCACUCUUUUCCAUUUGAAAAGUCACCUCCAGAAAUACAGACUAGGUAAGCAAUCUGGGAAAGAUUUGGUUGAGGCUUCGAAAGAUGGACUUGCUGCUGCUUAUCUUUUAGAGAGUCCUCAUGCGAAUAAGUCUCCGCAAAGCUUGCCAGACUCUGACAUGAACGAGGGUUAUGAGGUGAAGGAGGCAUUGAGGGUUCAGAUGGAAGUCCAAAGUAAACUGCACUUGCAAGUUGAAGCAGAAAAGCACCUGCUUAUUCGCCAGGAUGCUGAGCAGAGGUAUAUGGCCAUGUUGGAGAGGGCUUGCAAAAUGCUAGCAGAACAAAUUGUUGGAUGUACAAUUAGAGGCCCUGACAGAGAGGAUUAUCAAGGAUUGGGAACAAAGACACAGAUUGGUGCAUCACAUAAUGCUUAUGGACUGCAACCCUCAGAAUCUGCUGAGGUUAGAAGAAUCCAUAGUCCUGAAGAAGUGAUUCGACAGAUCAAGCAGUGUGCUGAUUGCUCCACUGAAAGCUGCUUAACUUCACGUGAUAACCCUGCAGGAUUAUGUCCAGGAGGGUCGCCAUCACCUGGAGGAAAGAAACGCUUUUUAAGCAUGGAUUCAGCAUCUGCUUCCUUUAUAUAUGGGUGAUCCAAACUUGAGAAGAUCCAAUGUGUGUUAUAGUUUAGUUCUCAAGGAAUCACUGGAGUUGGUGUAUCAUGACACAACGUAGUUUAUGGUCUUUCGGUGGCUGUGAUCAUAGUUAGAUAUGUUUAGAUAUUCUUUCAUCAAAAUAUAACACACUAAUGUGGGGUCUUUUCUGCAAUAUGUGGAUGAAACAGGAACAGGCCUGAUUUCUGAGGGUGACUUCUGACUCUGUUCAUGCUGUAAAUUAGUGCUAGUGCAGUUCUAAUAUUGCAAGUCAGGAACCUAAAUUUUAUGUUUUCUUUAAUUUCCAACGAUACUUUUCUAUCCUUUUUUGUAUAAAUACCAUUCUCGAUUUGUUGCUUUAA
This is a messenger RNA of Coffea eugenioides, 1572 nucleotides long. RefSeq names its product protein PHR1-LIKE 3-like. NCBI's taxonomy places the organism in Eukaryota, Viridiplantae, Streptophyta, Magnoliopsida, Gentianales, Rubiaceae. The record is from RefSeq and is a predicted model, not a curated record. The coding region runs from base 308 to 1210 and encodes 300 amino acids. Gene Ontology annotation, molecular function: DNA binding; DNA-binding transcription factor activity. The transcript is spliced from 6 exons.